Scomber japonicus (chub mackerel) is the source of this 531-nucleotide messenger RNA. It is a transcript of the gene fam163ba, whose product is annotated as family with sequence similarity 163 member B, genome duplicate a. Lineage: Eukaryota; Metazoa; Chordata; Actinopteri; Scombriformes; Scombridae. The record is from RefSeq and is a predicted model, not a curated record. Bases 1 to 531 code for a protein of 176 amino acids. The transcript has 2 exons.
AUGACAGCCGGGACAGUGGUCAUCACUGGUGGAAUCCUAGCUACAGUAAUAUUACUCCUUAUCAUCGCAGUACUUUGCUACUGUAGGCUGCAGUAUUAUUGCUGUAAGAAGGAGGAGUCCGAGUCGGAGGAGGAGGAGCCAGACUUUGCUGUUACGUCCCGCAUCCCACCGGUCCACUCCAAUCACAACAUUGUGGCGGCGACGGCCGCCGCCUCUGCCAUCCCAAAUGGCCCUGCCCUUUUCUCCACCCCUCCACUGGCCAGGAAACUGACACGUUCACAGACCUUCUGUCCAUCCUGUACGCACUAUGAGCUGCCUUUCUACCUCCAGCCCCCUCAGCCACAGGUCCACCACCAGCCGGAUGGGUUGAGGAAUGGGGGUGACCGGAUCAGCUACCGCAGCAUCCAGCAGCAGGAUCUGGACCUGCCAGUACCUGUGAACAUUUCAGACUACCGCAAACCAAACCUUGCCCGGUCAGUCACCAUGAGGGACAUGUUCACACGCAGCUGUAGCAUCAGCACUGAUGUUUAG